Fomitopsis serialis is the source of this 7083-nucleotide messenger RNA. Its product is annotated as ketoacyl-synt-domain-containing protein. The record is from RefSeq and is a predicted model, not a curated record. The transcript is spliced from 18 exons. Gene Ontology annotation, molecular function: fatty acid synthase activity. NCBI's taxonomy places the organism in Eukaryota, Fungi, Basidiomycota, Agaricomycetes, Polyporales, Fomitopsidaceae. Bases 1 to 7083 code for a protein of 2360 amino acids. Gene Ontology annotation, biological process: fatty acid biosynthetic process.
AUGUCUCCGGACGUCCCCUUUCCUAUUGCCCUGUGCGGCAUUGCUGCAGAACUGCCAAGCGGUAGCUGGAGCUCGACCAAUUUAGAUCACAAGUCGUUCUUCGAGUUCCUCUUGUCCGGUGGGGAGGCCUACGAGAAAGUCCCCAUCGAACGUUUCAACGUCCACACGAUUAAAGGGUCUGGAACCGGCCAAGUCGUCACGGACACCGGCGCCUUCCUCAAGGACAUCGGUCUCUUCGACCAUGUAGAAUUCGGAAUCACUAGCAAGGAUGCGCGUUUGAUGCCUCUAGGCACGCGCAAGUUGAUCGAAACGACGUUCCUAGCACUCCUAGACUCCGGCAUCGACUAUAGAGGCCGGAACGUCGGAUGCUACAUGUCGGGAGUCGACCAAGAUAUGUUUUCUGUAUCGGGCCAUGAUGACGCCGAGGUUCGAGGCUCUUUUGCCUGGGGUCCAGCGAUGGUAGCGAACCGUGUCUCGUAUCAUCUCGACCUUCGCGGGCCGUCCCUUGCGCUCGACACCGCGUGCAGUUCGACUCUGUAUACUACGCACCUUGCGGUGCAAGCCCUGCGCAACGGCGAAUGUGAUGCAGCCGUUGUCGGAGGUGCGCAGAUCAACCACAGGUUCUCCGAGUGGGUCCUCUACUCCCAAGGUGGAGUUCUGUCUCCGGACGGCAAGUGCAAGCCGUUCGAUGCAUCCGCGAACGGCUUCGGUCGUGGCGAAGGUGUAGUCUCUAUUGUACUCAAGCCUCUUGACGCCGCCCUGCGCGACAAUGACAAGAUCUAUGCUACUAUCCUAGGCACUGGCGUCAAUUCAUCGGGCUCGCUCGCGCCCGUGAACGCCCCGGUGGCAGCCGCUCAACAAGAUACGAUGGUCCGUGCUUUCCGAAUGGCGAAUCGCUCGCCUAAGGAAGUCGACUUCAUUGAAUUGCACGCGACGGGCACUGCUAUGGGCGACCCGACUGAAGCCAACUGGGUCGGCGCUCAGUUCAAGCGCGACGACGAGCUUGUGAUAGGCUCUGUCAAGGGUAACGUUGGACAUCUCGAGAUAACGGCGUUUCUCGCCUCGCUGAGCAAAGUGGCCUCUAUCCUCGAGACGCGUCGAAUUCCCCCAACUGUCAACUUCAAGAAUCCGAAUCAGAAGAUUCGCUGGCAGGAGUAUGGAUUCCGAGUCCCCGUGGAGACAGAGCCCCUCAAGUCCCGGGCGCCGUCGGGGCGACCCCUGAUUGCCAUGACAAGCUCGGGCAUUGGCGGUGCGAACGGUCACGCAGUCGUAGAGGGUGCUCCAGCACGCGCAGAGGUCCCUUCGUCUUUCUGGUGCGGAGAAGCGCCCGCUCUGCUGGUUGCUGCCGGUCUCUCUCCUCGUUCCGCUGCUGCGUUGGGCGAUUCUUUGAAGGGGCUUAGUAGCGAUGCAAGCCACCACGCCGUCUCGCGUGCGCUGGGACGUCGUGCUCGCUCCAUGACCUGGCGUUCGUACGCAGUUGCUUCCAAUGGACAGGUGUCGCGCUUCAGCGAACCACUCCUUGGACCGAAGACUACUGGAUCUCUCGUCUUCGUCUUCUCCGGACAGGGUCCCCAGCACUGGAACAUGGGACGUGACCUAUACAAGACCUCCGCGGUCUUCCGCGAUACGGUGAACGAGCUUGACCAAGUCUAUCUCUCGGCGACCGGUCAGAGCCUCAUCAACGAUGUCGGACUCUUCGCAGACACUUCCAUCAACAGCGACACGCUCGGUGCCAUUUGGCCCAUCGCUAUCACUCUUCCCUCGCUCACUGUGCUCCAGCUAGCCCUGGUCGACACGCUCGCUGCUCUUGGGGUUCGACCAGACGCCUCGCUCGGCCACUCCGCUGGUGAGGUUGCCCUUCUUUACGCCAGUGGUGCGGGACCGAAGGCUCUCGCUCUCGAGCUCGCCAUCGCCCGUGGCAAGGCCAUGUCUCUGCUCGAGAAGGAGGACGGCACGAUGGCUGCCCUGGCUUGUUCACCGGAGCAGGCGGAGCCGAUCAUCGCAGAAGUGCUCGCAGAGCUCGGUCCGGGUGUGCUCGAGAUCGGGUGCUACAACUCUCCCGACGCAGUUACGCUUUCCGGUGCAACCGGUCAUAUCGACAAGGCGGUGGAGAAAGCUAAGAAAGCUGGCAUGUUCGCCACGAGACUUCGCACGCGCAUCCCGGUUCACUCAGGAAUGAUGGACCUUUGCGAGGAGGACUACAAGCGCCGCGUGGGAGAGAUCUUUCCCAAGUACGAAGUGACGUUGCCUACUGUCGAGACGUACUCCACGUUGAACGGCCAGCAGUGGACCGACGUGUUCACCGCAGAGUACUUCUGGGACAACACGCGCGGACCUGUGCAGUUUACCAGCGCUAUGGAGUCGCUUCUCCAAAAGCACACGAACGCAACGUUCGUCGAGUUGGGGCCACAUCCCGUGCUUGUUAGCUAUAUCUCUGCGAUGGCGGGCACGAACUCGCUUGUUACAUGCCCGGUGCGUCGACCGAAGUCCUCGGAGGCUCCAGCGGGUGUCGAAGUCCAGACCUUCAUGGAUUCGUUGGGGAAGCUUGUGGUAGCAGGGCACCACGUCGACUUCGACGCCUUGUGCGGUAUCGUCGACCUUCCUGGUAAGGACAUUCCCACAUUCCCGUUCGCUAGCAAGGAAGUUCCGUACUACGCAUCGACGUUUGAGGUGGCGCGACAACACCAGCGGAGAAAUGGUCCUCUGAACUACUCUCAGCUGCGCGUCAAUACCAAGACGCACCCCGAGCUUGCAGAACAUGUGAUCAAGGACGAGCCCAUCAUGCCCGCCGCAGGCUACCUCGAAAUGGCGCUGGAAUUUGGUGCGAAGAAGCUGUGGGACGUGGAGUUCAUGUCGAUCCUGUCGUUGUCGUCUGAGAAGCCAACGCCGGUGGACAUUCGACAGGACGGCAAUCGGUGGAGUGUGCACAGUGCAACAGCCACGGAGUUUACCAAGACUUGGCCGCCGAACUACAACCGUAUUCACGCGAAAGGCUGUCUCGCGAAGAGCGAUGACGACUACGAAACCUUGCCCCCUGUGAAUAUCGCGGAGAUCCGCGAGCGCAUGAAGCCGAUCGAGAUGAAAGCAUUCUACAACGGGUUCUCGUUCGCGCAAUAUGGUCCGACCUAUCAACGGAUCAUUUCGAGCGGACGCGGGUACGACGAGCAAGGGCGAGAGGAGAUACUCGUGGAGGUCCGCGGCGCUGAAAGCGACCUGGGAGACAUUUCCAACUACAUUCUUCACCCCGCCAUCCUGGAUUCAGCGCUCCACAUCCUGGUUCACCCCGCCAUCACGGGUAACAGGGACAAAGGCCGAUACUACCUUCCUGCGAAAAUCGGCACGCUCGCAGUCCAUGAUAUUUUGCUGCAGAAACCGUUCCCCGCAAAGAUCUUCACGCACGCGACGUUCGUCAAGUGGACGCCUGAAUCGUUGGUGUACGACUUCACUGUCGUCACGGAGGCGGGCGAGCGGCUCUGCACCAUCACUGACCUCGAAGUUGCUUUGCACGGCAAGACGGCAAAAGUGAUCGAAGCCCGCUACGAGCUCGUGCUCCAACCGACGGAAAUUCGGGUCAAGCGCGUCGACGCUGCUGCAGCCCAAUCUCGGGGACGAACGAGUCCCGCCAGCGAUGCAUCGUCAGAUUCAGGCUACGCCACGGUCGAUGGAGAGAAAGGUGCUGCUGACCCCAACGUACGCAUCGUCGAGUACGUCAGGGGCCGUGAGCUCGAGCUCCAGCGCUUCUUCGCUGAAGUAGACCCUCUCGCACCACUUUCCCUUUGGUUCGUUGCCACCAAUGGCCUGGACGGAGAUGCUUCGCUUGGCUUCAGUCGUUCGAUCCGCAGGGAGUACCGCUCCUGGAAUGUUCAUGGCGCCGUCUUCGAUGCUUCGUGGACUCUAGAAGAGAGGAAGGCCGCCGUUCAUCAACUUGCAGCCGAUCCGAAUUGCGAGGACGAACUCUCCGUGGACACAGAUGGCAUCGUAUCGGCCCCGCGGAUCGUAGAAUCUGCUCCGCCAGCAGACAAGACCACCUUCCAAACUGAUGAGCCCUGGACGUACGAAGCAGGUGCUUUCAAGCAGAUCUCCACCCCUCAUGUACCCGAGGAUCACGUACUCGUCAACGUUACCGGUGUCGCGCAGAAAUAUGGCGAUGCGUGGGCUUUCGUCGGAAGAGUAGAAGGCAGGGAAUCUCCUGUCGCCGGGUUGACAUUUGGAGAGCUCUCGAAUGUCACCGUCGUGCAUGUUGGCAGCCUGGUGGACUUCACCCCUCUAGACGGUCUCGUUCCUCAAUUCUUCGCUAACGCAGUUGCCGGUGCAGCUAUCGGACCCGCAGCUUUCGCUGAACCCUCUCGUCUCGGGAAGUCGACAGUUGUCGUCACACAUGCCGAUUCAGCUUUGGGCAGCGAGCUCCUGGCCGUUUACGACCGCAUAGGCGUGCAAGCAGCUGCGUUACCAGCCGCAGCGAGUCUUUCGGAAAUACGGGCUGUCCUGUCUCAGCACCCGAAGUACGUUGUCUCCGGGUCGGAUGGAUCGCACGGGAACGUCCUUCUCGAUGAUCUUCUUCGCCAUCCCCGGUACAAGAUCUUUGCUUGGGAUGACUCAUACCAUGGGCUGAGAACGCUUUUGGCUGAUGACCCGUGGUCAGUAGGCGAUAUCCUACGGUCGGCCCUAAACAGGCAGCCCGACUUUUCGGAGCUUGUCCGCCAGCCACUCGACCUAGUCGAGGCGCUUCCGGAGGAGGUCCCAAUCGCCACCGACCUGUUCAAUGCAAAGAAGGCAUACCUGCUCAUCGGUGGAAUCGGCAGUCUUGGCUUGCAAAUCGCGCUUUGGAUGUACGAGCAAGGAGCACGGUGCAUCGUUCUGACAUCCCGUUCGGGACGUGAGUCGCUUACCCGAAAGGCUGAGUUCAUAUCCUUGCGACUGCUCUCGUACCUUGAGUCGCUCCCGGAUCUCACGUUACUGGUGGAAGCCGUUGAUGCGACGUCUCCGUUCGCCAUGCGUGCUCUCCUGUCUAGCCUUGAUCUACCUCUGGGCGGAUGCAUGAUUUUGAGCGCUGCCAUGGUUGACAGGACAUUUGCGAUGCAGACCCAUGAAUCAUUCGAGGCGUCCGUGGAAGCCAAGAUCGGCGUUUUCCAUGUACUUGAAGACGUUCUCGAUGGCAAGGAAGGCAUGGAGAAGCUAGAAUUCGUGGUCGCAACGUCGAGCGUAUGCGGUUUGUUCGGGAAUGCCGGUCAAACGAACUAUGCAUGCGCCAAUACAGGAUUGACCGGUUUGACGAGCAAGUACUCGACCGCUUGCACAGUGGUUGCACCUUUCAUCGUUGACACUGGGCUGCACGUCUCUAUCUCCACGAGCGACAUUGUGUACUGGACCCGCUUCAAGCAUCUUCAUAGCUGGGGCAUGACAGGUUGGGAACUCUGCGAAUAUAUUGGCGAUGCUAUUAAGAAAGUACGCUCCGGAUCUGGGAGACGUGCCUGGCAAUACAUCCCCGCUUUCGACUGGUCGACCGUGCAGAAGAACCUUGGCCGCUCCCCUCUCUACGACCAUCUUGUCCCUACUUCCGAGGUUGACGCCGUUCAGGAGAACGGCGCAGACGCUUCUAUUGCCUCGAUCAUCUGUCGUGUCCUCGAUAUCGCGCCGGGCGACCUGAACGCGGAUGUGCCGUUGACGUCGUACGGGCUCGACUCUCUCAGCGCUGCGGCACUGUCGCAUGCGCUUCGGGAGGUCGUAGCCGUGUCUCAAAUUCAAUUGCUUGCCGAUGUUACCGUGGCAGUUCUGGAGAAACGGCGAGAGGAGGCACUGGCUAGCGGCUCUGGUGAAGAUCUUACGAGUGGGCAGGAGCAGAUGGGCCCUAAGGAGAAGGAGAUGGUGGCCAUGCUGGAGCGUUACGGCAAAGACUUGCCCGUGCGAGAACCCAUCAACGGUGAGACGGACGGGAAGAAGGUGGUCCUCGUCACAGGAUCGACUGGUAGCGUUGGAGCGCAUCUGCUCGUACGCCUGCUGCGUAGCUCCCAGUGCGAGAAGGUCUACACCCUCGUGCGGAAGGGUGCAUAUGGCCAGACUGCGAAGGCUAGGCAGAAGACGGCACUCGAAUCACGAGGUCUUGACAUCGGUGUCGUCGAGAUGGACACGUUGGCCGUGCUGGAGGGUGAUCUUCUUGCUUACCAGCUCGGCGUGGGUGCAGAGAUGUACUCGGAGCUCACGCAAACCGUCACACAUGUGAUCCACCUAGCCUGGCCAAUCGACUUUGGUACUCCCCUCGCUAACUUUGAGUCUGCCAUUGCUGGACUGCGGAAGCUGCUCGACUUCUCAACUGCCGCCCGUGCGCAGUCUCGUAUGCGACUGCUCUUUGCCAGCACAGCAGGCAUCUUCCGAAGGUACAUCUCCAAGGAUCCCAUCGCUGAAGACCUCGUCGACAACCCGUCCGUCGCCAUCGGGUCGGGCUAUAGCGAGUCGAAGUGGGUUGCAGAGCAGCUUCUGAAGAGGGCGGCUGAGCGGAACAUCUGCAACCCGUCGAUCGUACGCCUCGGUCAGCUCAGUGGUGGCGCAAAUGGUGCAUGGCGCACGACUGAAUGGAUACCCUCCAUGAUCUCCACGAGCCUUGCGCUUGGCUGUCUCCCCGAUGGUUCUGGCGACGCAACGUGGAUACCAGUUGACACCUCCGCUGCUGCCAUGGUAGACUUCCUCGAUACUCCUGCCCGCGUCCUGCAUGUGCAGCACCCUCGUCCCGUCUCUUGGUCUGCCGCUAUGCACCACUUCUCUUCCGCUCUCAACCUACCCAUCGCACCAUACACCGAGUGGUACUCGCGUCUGGAGUCGGGCCUCUCAUUCACGUCGGAUCCGGCCUCGACCCAAUAUCUUGAACGUGGUCUGCGUUUGCUCGAGUUCUUCCGUCUGCCGCUUCUCCUCGAGGACAGCAACCCCCGACCGGAUGUCAUGAACACGCUGGUACACGGUAUGGAUAUCAAGAAUGCUCUUGAGGCGUCCGUCACGCUGCAGGAUCCGGAGUUGCCUGGGAUUGAUCGCGAGGACGUGGAUCGCUGGAUCGGGUACUGGCGUAGCAUUGGAUAUCUGCCGGGCAACUGA